AUGCAGCGCUGGCUGCGGGGCUUCGUGCUGCCCACGGUGGCCUGCCAGGAGGACGAGGACUCCUUCGGCUACAAGACCCUCUUCCAAGACCUGGACCGCGACGGGGACGGCUUGGUGGACAUUGUCGAGCUCCAGGAGGGGCUGAGAAACUGGAGCUCCUCGUUUGGUGUGAACUCUGGGGCUGAGAUUUUUAAAGCUGGAAAUACCAAUGAUGAUUCAGGAUUGGACUUUGGAGAAUUUAUGCAGUACCUUAAAGACCACGAGAAAAAAAUGAGGCUGGCAUUUAAUAGUCUGGACAAAAAUAAUGAUGGAAUAAUAGAAACUUCAGAAAUAAUUGCUGCUUUGAAAUCACUGGGUAUGCAUAUUUCUGAAGCUCAGGCAAAAAAAAUUCUACAAAGCAUCGAUGGUGAUGGAACAUUGACAGUAGACUGGGAUGAAUGGAAGUACUACUUUUUACUUCAUCCUGCAACAAAUAUUGAUGAAAUUGCUCAUUUCUGGAAGCAUUCUACUAUAAUUGACAUAGGGGAGAGUAUAUCUAUUCCAGAUGAAUUUACUGAAGAAGAAAAGCGUUCUGGAGAUUGGUGGAGGCGUUUGGUGGCAGGAGGAAUAGCUGGUGCAGUUGCAAGGACAUGCACAGCACCUUUUGAUCGCUUGAAAGUCAUAAUGCAGGUUCAUAGUACAAAGUCAAGGAGAAUGAGAUUGAUUGGCGGUUUUGAGCAGAUGUUAAAAGAAGGAGGAAUUCGCUGUCUUUGGCGGGGAAAUGGUGUAAAUAUUUUUAAAAUUGCACCUGAGACAGCACUCAAGAUUGGAGCCUAUGAACAGUAUAAGAAGUGGCUUAGUUUUGAUGGUGCUAAAAUAGGAAUUAUUGAGAGGUUUAUAUCUGGCUCAUUGGCUGGUGCAACUGCCCAGACCUGUAUUUACCCCAUGGAGGUUCUAAAGACCAGACUGGCUCUAGGUAAAACUGGACAGUAUUCAGGGAUCAUUGAUUGUGGCAAGAAGCUUCUCAAACAAGAAGGUGUUAGAACCUUUUUCAAAGGUUAUAGUCCCAACUUGCUAGGCAUUCUACCUUACGCAGGUAUAGAUUUUGCUGUUUAUGAGCUUUUGAAGAAUUAUUGGCUAGAACAUCAUGCAACAGAGUCUGUAGACCCUGGGAUAAUGAUUUUGCUGGGAUGUAGUACAUUGUCUCACACUUUUGCUCAGAUAGCCACCUUUCCUCUGAACCUUAUCAGAACUCGCAUGCAGGCUCAAGCACUGGAAGAAAAAGGAACAACAACUUCUAUGAUUCAUCUUGUUCAAGAGAUAUAUUAUAAUGAAGGAAAAAGGGGAUUUUUCAGAGGUCUCACCCCAAACAUCAUAAAGUUGCUUCCUGCAGUAGUCAUCAGCUGUGUAGCUUAUGAAAUAGUGAGACAACAUUUGGAAUUAAUUUAAAAGUGAAAUAUCAAAUCGUCAUUACCAAAAUCACUUAAUUGUAAGAUAAUACCUGGCUUGUAAAGAGAAGUUGGUCUUUUCCUAAAAGGAAAGACAUAUCAAAUAAUUGUCAAAACAUUUUUUCUUUAUCUAUUACAAAAUUUAUAAGUUAAAUAACCAU
Molecule: messenger RNA, 1588 nt
Organism: Nyctereutes procyonoides (raccoon dog)
Lineage: Eukaryota; Metazoa; Chordata; Mammalia; Carnivora; Canidae
Product: calcium-binding mitochondrial carrier protein SCaMC-1-like
Exons: 10
Coding region: 1-1428 (475 amino acids)
Biological process (GO): transmembrane transport
Cellular component (GO): mitochondrial inner membrane
Molecular function (GO): ATP transmembrane transporter activity; calcium ion binding
Source: RefSeq, a predicted model, not a curated record